Molecule: messenger RNA, 2135 nt
Organism: Priapulus caudatus
Lineage: Eukaryota; Metazoa; Priapulida; Priapulimorpha; Priapulimorphida; Priapulidae
Product: notch-regulated ankyrin repeat-containing protein-like
Exons: 1
Coding region: 185-586 (133 amino acids)
Cellular component (GO): cytoplasm
Molecular function (GO): protein binding; phosphatase regulator activity; enzyme inhibitor activity
Source: RefSeq, a predicted model, not a curated record
CUUAUGUGAGGAGCGCUAUUGUGCACGCGUUGUGUGACUGCCAUCGCCUCGCGACUAUAAAGUGUUGGAAAGCCGAUCCCCUGGCCAUUGCCUCGUUUCUCGUCGUCGGUGUACGAUCGUCGUCGCAUGCUACACGCUACGGCAUCUUCGCCUCGCUACGCCACCCGCCGUACACGUCGCAUAUAUGCAGUCGGAUACAUCGGGCAGAAAGGAGCAAACAGUCGACAUGAUGAGUGCAGGAGAGACCGUCGUCGAGCCGAGCAACCCGCCUACGAAACCCACGUUCCACUACCAGCGCUACUUCGAGGAGGCGGUAAGGAACGGCGACCGACACGAGCUGCAGCGCGUGCUCGAGACGUUUGAGGGAUGCGUCAACGUGAAUCUGUACGACAAGGAGGGCCAGACGGCGCUGCACCAGUCGUGCAGCGAGGGCAACUUGGAACUUGUCAAAGUGCUCGUGCAAUUCGGCGCCGACGUUCGGCUCGCUAACCGCGACGGCUGGAACGCGCUACACAUCGCGCUAUUUGCCGGCCAUCAGAACGUCGCCGUCUACUUGGUAGCGAACGCCGGCUCCCGCCGACGGUAGUAGAUACGGCGCGCGCGCGCGCCGCGCCGCCGCCACCGCCGACGACUCUCACCUUUCCUCAUCAGGGUGCCGGAUCUACCUCCAGGAGAGGCACGAAUCGCGCCGGGGCGGUGACCCCGGCGUCACCCUCAGUCCGUGAGUGAGUACGUAGUACGUGUCUGAUUGUGCUGAUGACGAUGGUGACCAACCACCGCAGCCCUGACCACGAGAGACGAAGAGAGAGAGAGAGGGAGAGAAAGAGAGAGGAACGGUUCCAGCCGCCAUGGCCAGUAGGACGCACGUACGACGCUCGCAUGUGGUGCAAGUAUCCGAACCUGCUUUGUUGUGAUCUUCUGGACUCGUAUAACCAGUUAGGUUUUGGCCAAGAUGGCCGUUCAGUCUUGCCACGGUUCAUCGUCAAGAGAGUAUCGCGUACGCGUGCGUGCGUGCAUUUGCGUGUACUGGCGCGCGUGUAUGUGUGAGUGUGCGUGCGUGCGUGCGUGCAUGCUCAUCUUUCCUUCGCUUAUCGAAGGGUUUAGAGGACAGUGUCGAACACGGACCCGUAUCGCAUAUUUAAUGAAGCAAAUAUUGUGAUAUACAGCUAUACGUCUCAGUCUGACCAUUAGACGUGGCAAUUCUCACAGCUACGUAUGCCACACCUAUUUUCCCACGGUCUGACUUUGGUCGGCUCCACUGUACGCGCAAGGACGCCGCUGGCCGCGGGCAAGAUGGCCGCCCGGCCUCGUGUGACUGCCUCCACACCGUCCGACCGCUUACACUGCAAUUACCUCUAUAGCACCGCAUAUAUAUUUAUAUAUAUAUAUAUAUAUAUAUAUAUAUCGGUAAAUAUUAAACGCCAUUUCCAUCCAUCGUCGACUCACGUGUAUUGAUGAGAUUAUGAACGAACGAUGUUCGCACGAGAGACAAUUGCUGCUUCUGUCCGGAUGUUUAUUUUCGCCUGGAUCUUUUCCACCACCACCUCCUCCCCCACCCUCCUGCGGCUGGUCGAGAGCUAGCGGAUAGCUUAUCUAACUAUGAGUGAACGACGUGCGUCCCAGUUUAGCAGUAGCCUGAGACAAUCUCAUGCCGACUGUCGAUGGCCGAUCACCCCGUUGCGGCGUGCACGCAGGGAGGCACCAGCGACCGGACGCGCGAUAUGAUGCGAUAUGACCGUUCAAUGCAAAUAGGAUCGACUUCGUAUCGCCCGACGAGUAAACAAGUCUAGCUUCGAGUGGCAGCGGUGCAAACGAUAUCGCGGUCCCGCGCGCGAGCAUCGAUGGCGCCCUCCCUCCCCAUCGUCUCCCUCGUCUUCUUCUUCAUUCUCCCCCUCUUCUUCUUCAUCCUCCUCCCCACAAGCGAGCGGAACCGCGGAGCAGCAGCAGCAGCGGCAAAUUUGAUCGGAGGAGGCGUGAGAAGGCCUGCAAGUAACAGCCCUAGCGACCAAUCAAGCUGGUUGAAGGCGGCGUGAGAAUAUAGUCAACACCAACAGCAGCAGCAGCAGCGACCGACCAACUUAGUCGCAGGAGCGGUGAGAAUAUAGUCAACAACAGCAGCAGCAGCAGCGACCGAC